Lycium barbarum (goji berry) is the source of this 828-nucleotide messenger RNA. RefSeq lists its product as uncharacterized. The transcript has 5 exons. NCBI's taxonomy places the organism in Eukaryota, Viridiplantae, Streptophyta, Magnoliopsida, Solanales, Solanaceae. Bases 340 to 828 code for a protein of 162 amino acids. The record is from RefSeq and is a predicted model, not a curated record.
GUUUCCCUCCUUCUAUGAUACUUAUUUUGUUUAUUUCAAUUUAUAAUUUUCUGAAUAUUUUGUUCAUUGUCUUAUUAAACAAGAAUUGUACCUAAAAUAAACACUCUGUACCUUUUUUGUUUUCUACUUGCCUUUCGGAUGGUGGACAUUUUCUUCUUUUGCAUUUUUCAUUCUUUAAUUUUUGUCAUUUUUUAUUUAUUAUUUUGCAUCAAGAUGGUUUUUUCAACCAAAACUCUUGAGAGAAUUUCUUGGAGUAUACUCCAACACAUACCUAUGAAAGGAGGUUCAAAUAUCUUUUGAUGACACAUUGAUACAACUUCUAAGUUCUAACGAAAAAUCAUGGCUGACGAUAAUCAGCAUUCUGGAGAUCAAUGUAAGGGUAUUUUAUGGGGUUUGUCUUUUGGAGCAGCUUCAGCAAUAGCUUUGAAAACCAUUAGUGCUUUAUUUCCUCAACGAACUACUGAAGAUAAUACAGAGAAAGUUACUCAAGUUAUUAUACCUGCUAUUACUAUUAAUAUACCUCAAAAUUUAAGCAAUCAAGUGAAACUCCAGCGUAAUGUGUCUGCAAAUCCUUCUGUCACUAUUAAUACGCCGCUCAACUUAACCGAUCAAGUGAAACUCCAGCACAAUGCGUCGGCAAAUCAAAUUACUUCUCAACCCAAGCCUAAGGCUGUAGGUCAUCCUGUGUCAUGUGAGCAAUUGAAAGGCGGUUUAUUAAAUGAUUGCAAAGGACACCACAGCAAUCAAUGUGACUCCUAUUCUAAGAUAUAUAAGCAAUUUUGCUCUGGAUCAGGUAUUUUUCAUUUCAUGCCCCUAUUUAUGUGGUAG